CCUCGGAGGCGGGGGCGCGCGUGGCGUGACGCGAGCAGCAGAGCCGGCCUCAGCCAGGCUGCGUGUCCUGGGCCGUGUCGCGCGCCGCGGUUCGUGCGGCUCGGCCCGGGCUGUGGCGGGAGCGAAGAUGCCACAGCCCGCGCCCCGGAGCGCCGCCAUCCCAGGCUGCCGGUGUCGCGGAAACUGAAAAUGGCCCUUGAGCUAUGCUAGGUCUAUAAUGGGAAGUGUCACAGUUCGAUAUUUCUGUUAUGGGUGCCUUUUUACAUCUGCUACCUGGACAGUUCUGCUUUUCAUUUAUUUCAACUUCAGUGAAGUGACUCAGCCCCUUAAAAAUGUGCCCAUCAAGGGGUCUGGGCCCCAUGGACCAUUUCCCAAAAAAUUCUACCCACGUUUUACUCGAAGUCCAGGUCGAGUAUUAGAUCCACAGUUUAAAGCAAACAGAAUGGACGAUUUGAUGAAUAAUCACCUUGAAGAUUCAGAUAAAGGCCUCUCAAAGUCCUCUUCCGAGCUCGGCAUGAUUUUCAAUGAACGUGAUCAGGAAUUGAGAGAUCUGGGUUACCAGAAACAUGCCUUUAAUAUGCUUAUCAGCAACCGCUUGGGAUACCACAGAGAUGUGCCAGACACCAGGAAUGCAGAGUGUAGAGAAAAGUCCUACCCGACUGACCUCCCAACUGCUAGUGUUGUUAUCUGUUUCUAUAAUGAAGCCUUCUCUGCCUUGCUGCGGACUGUGCACAGUGUUGUGGACCGCACGCCAGCACACAUUCUUCAUGAGAUCAUCCUUGUGGAUGACAACAGUGACUUUGCUAAUUUACUGUGUCCCAGAGUCACAGAGACUUUAAACAAAAGGUUAAAUGAGCUCAAGCUGUGGUCUUUUCCUAGGUCACCUACAAUGGCUGGAGGAUUGUUUGCAAUGGACAGACAGUAUUUCAGUGAUCUUGGACAGUAUGACAGUGGCAUGGAUAUCUGGGGAGGAGAAAAUCUGGAAAUCUCAUUUCGGAUCUGGAUGUGUGGUGGGAAGCUCUUCAUCAUCCCUUGCUCAAGAGUAGGACACAUUUUCCGAAAAAGGCGGCCAUAUGGAUCUCCCGAAGGCCAGGACACCAUGACGCACAACUCCCUGAGGCUGGCACAUGUCUGGUUGGAUGAGUACAAGCUCCUAGGUUCUUACUUGGAAGAGUAUUUCUCAUGCCAAGCACACAUCCCUCAGGCACCAAGUUGUCUGCAUAGGCGUCCUCAAGAACACCGUUCUCUUUUGCAGCUCUACCACUUGCAGACCAACAAAUGCCUGGUAGCCCAGGGCCGCUCCAGCCAGAAAGGAGGCCUGGUGCUGCUUAAGGCCUGUGACUAUGGAGACCCGACUCAGAUCUGGAUUUAUAAUGAAGAGCAUGAGUUGAUUUUGAACAACCUCCUUUGCCUCGAUAUGUCAGAAACUCGCUCUUCAGACCCACCUCGACUCAUGAAGUGCCAUGGGUCAGGAGGAUCUCAGCAGUGGACCUUUGGGAAAAACAAUAGGCUAUACCAAGUGUCUGUUGGACAGUGCCUAAAAGUGGUAGACCCGACGGAUCAGAAGGGCUCUGUUGGCAUGGCCAUCUGUGAUGGCUCCUCCUCCCAACAGUGGCGCCUACAAGGUUAAGGUGGGCCCUGGAUGGAGACAACAUAAUUUGCCAGGUUUUGUCAUACCUGCUAUAAAUCAAGGUGCUUUAUGAAGGAUGCUGCAGACCCCAGCAGACAAGAACCUUGGUAGAAGGUUACCAUCACAGGAACAGAAGGUGCUUCACUGGGACUUGGGUUAUUUCUGAGCUGCUGCUAAGGGAUUCUUGUUUAUCCAGGGAAAACAAAAUAAAUAUCAGGAUUUGGGUCUAUUAGUACAAACCCAGGAAGCAGACAUUUGUAUUUAUUUACGUUUCUCUCAUUCUCCUUUGGAGAGGGAACGGUUUCUGUCUAAUCAGGAACUUGUUACAAUUUCCUUUCAUAGAGGACUUCAUAGGAGAUUUUUUUUUUAACUAUCAUUUGUUUAAUAUUUCUAAUAGAUUUUAAAACUGGUUGAAUGCAUAUUACUUUUAGCUUCAGAAGGUAUCAUGUAUAUUUAAGAGGCAUUUAACUACUAUAAAUUAUUUUAAUGUCUACAUUAAAUAAAGGAUCUUUUUGAUCAUUUAA
Alexandromys fortis (reed vole) is the source of this 2154-nucleotide messenger RNA. It is a transcript of the gene Galnt11, whose product is annotated as polypeptide N-acetylgalactosaminyltransferase 11. The transcript is spliced from 9 exons. Gene Ontology annotation, cellular component: Golgi apparatus. The record is from RefSeq and is a predicted model, not a curated record. Bases 218 to 1630 code for a protein of 470 amino acids. Gene Ontology annotation, biological process: regulation of Notch signaling pathway; protein O-linked glycosylation. Gene Ontology annotation, molecular function: Notch binding; polypeptide N-acetylgalactosaminyltransferase activity. Lineage: Eukaryota; Metazoa; Chordata; Mammalia; Rodentia; Cricetidae.